Molecule: messenger RNA, 1461 nt
Organism: Cylicocyclus nassatus
Lineage: Eukaryota; Metazoa; Nematoda; Chromadorea; Rhabditida; Strongylidae
Source: the annotation of a GenBank genome assembly
AUGAUGCUCAUACCGUGGAUCAUGGUUGUGUUAUUUAUGACCCAUACUGCUAGGGCCCAAACCGAAGAUCCAGAACUGAUAGCUUUGCUCACUCACGGACUGCCCGACGACAACGAAGAGGGCAGUGAUUUCUCGGGAAAUGAUCUUUUCACUAGUUCUACCCAUGAAAAUGAGAAUUGUACUGGUUCAACAAUGACACCCGAACAUCGAGACUUCGUACUUUUCACUCAUAACCGUUUGAGAAGCAAACUUGCACAAGGACGUCAACAAAACAAAGAAGGACUAGGAUUGAUGUCCAGCGGAAAAAAUAUCUAUCUACUGAAAUGGGAUUGCGAACUAGAGCAGAUGGCUCGUAUAUGGGCACAUGACUGUCCCAGGUAUACUACACCAUAUGAAAAAACAAGAAAUAUUCCUCUGGGAUUACAACUCGUGAAGCGGAUUCAUGUAGCAAUUCGAGGAGACAACGUUACGAAACACAUAGACGACUCAAUGAGAUCAUGGUGGUUGGAGUAUAAACGCAAUGGGAAUGUCGAUAGUAAAAAUCGUUACUUUAAUCGGCAGAAAUAUUUCGGAUGGGCGAAUAUGGCAAAAGGAAUGACGACGCGAAUUGGAUGCUCUUACACUCUUUGCGACUCUAUUCGAGCUAUUUUUACUUGUGUUUACAACACAAAAGUUAACAUUGAGAACCGUAUAAUCUAUGAGCCAGGACCAUCAUGCAAACGAGAUGAAGACUGUACCACAUAUCCCAAAUCUAGAUGCUUAGCACCUUUGGGACUCUGCCAAGCUCCAGAUAUUCCUGAAGACAGAAUCAGUAAUGGAAUGUGCGGUGGUGCAGGACUGAGCAUGACCGAUUAUUCAAGAAAUUACUCUGUGGACAUUCAUAAUCAUUACAGAUCACGUCUCGCAAGAGGGCUGGAAUUCAAUGGGGAGAUCAAAAGAAAUCAAAUAGGUGCCAAAAACAUGCUCAAAUUGGAAUACGAUUGUAAACUUGAAAGAUAUGCUCAAGAAUGGGCCAACAAAUGCAGAUUUGAGCACUCGAACUCAUGGGAGCGACCCGAUCAAGGACAAAAUUUGUACAUGACGUCGUUGAAAAAUUGGGAAACAACAUCAUUAUUGCACACGGCCUUCGAAGUCUGGUGGAGAGAACUGGAAGAGUAUGGCAUGCCAGCGGAUGCUGUUCUAACGGAUGAUGUAUGGAACAAGAAAGGAGUUCUUAUAGGACAUUUCACCCAGAUGGCUUGUGGUAAGACUCAACGUGUCGGAUGUGCGGUAUCUUUAUGCCCGAAUAUGCAAAUGGUUGUUUGCCAUUAUAGCCCAGGUGGAAAUCACAGAGAAGAAGCCGUUUACGAAGUAGGACAACCAUGCCAAAAUGAUGACGAAUGUUCGGAAAAUUACUCUUGCAUAGCAGAAGAAGGACUCUGUGCAGCAGACAAAAAUCUGGAAUUACAAUCAUUGGGAUAA